GGUCAGAGAAUUUCCCUUCCUUCCGUGUUCCGUCCCACUUCCUAAACCGUUGAUUGACAAACGCAACCCUUCGCUCUCCCUCCUCUCUCCUCUCUCUGACCGACCCAAAUUUAUAUAUGAACAGUGCGUCAGAAAACAAAUCAAUACCUCUUUGCCUUCCUCAUUCGCGUAACGCGGGAGAGGGGCUCUAGGGUUUUCUCUCUAUUUUUCUGAUUCUUCCGUGGAAGCUGACACCGACUUUUAUGUGGCGGGAGGAGGGGACCGGGGGAUGCAUUGUUUUGAUGGGUUCUAUCUGUGUGAAAUUUGUUGUUAUUAGGAACUUUGUCCUUUAUUAAAUUGUUGGGAAUUGGUGAAAUUGAGAUGGGUUCGUGUGAGCACUCUGCUCUAGUUGAUGAAUCAUUAUGUGGGUCGCGGCAUUUGUUGCCAGCGGGAGAGGCCAAGGGAUUGUUGCGGAGUUCUUUGGCUGAGGGGUGUAGGAAAUCUGUUGUUGAGCCACAUUCAUGCAUGGAUCAGGUGAAUGCAGUUUCCCAACAAUUACACUGUGAAGGGGAGGUUAAAGAGCAUUCUGUUCCUAAGCAGCAGUCUUGCUCAGAAGUUGCUUGUACAUUCUCUAAGAAAAAUGUGGGCAAUAUAGAUGUGCCUGAUGGGUCUUCGUGUUUGCAUCAGGAUUAUUGUAUUGAUUUUGCAGCUGGUACAUUACAUUGUUCAAAUGCGGAUUGUGUAGAUGCACCAAAUGAGUGUCAAGGAUCAUCUCGGAAUUGUAGCAGUUCUGUAUCAUUGGGUAAUGCUGCAGAAAUGUCUAGUGUUAAUAGGAUUGGGGUGGAGGGUGAGCAUCAAAGAACAAAUUCAUUGGUUCCUGAAAAAACUUCACACGAUGAGUGCGGUGCCAGUGAGCUUUGUUCAAAUGGUAGUCAGACUGGGAUUAAUUCAUGUAAUUUGGAGACUGACAUGUUUUGCUCAGAAAAAUUAGGGAAUCCAGGGAAAAGGGGCUCGGGAUCGGGAAAUAAUUUAGAGGGAUGUGAACUGCCUUUGGAAGUGUUACCAUUGACUGCAACAACAAUUAAUUAUUCCCAACAGAAUGAAGAAAAGGAUGAUGGAAAUGUCGGUGCUUGCUCUGUGGAAAGGGAUGCGGAAGUUGUGGGAGAGAAAAGUGAUGUUCUGGAUGGGAUAACUGUUGCUAGAUGCAGCCAAAUGUUGGGCUUUCAGGGUGGUGAAAUGCCCUCGAAUUUAUUAGAUAUGGGUUGUUCACCGAAUGAUUCUCCUCAUCAGAAAGAGCAGGACACUGAGAGUGUCUCUGGCCCCUCCAUGGAAAGGGUUCUGGAUGUUGUGGGGGAGAAAGAUGAUGCCUCAGCUGCGAUAAAGGUUGAUUUUCAUGCUGCAAUAUUGAAUACAGAAAAAAAUGCCUGCAAUUCAAAUGUAAGGUCAUCUGGGAUUGCUCUUGACUGUGCUGUUGAAAAAUCAGACAGUGUGCAGUCUUCUCAGUGCUUUGGUGUUGUGGAUAACGACACUUUUAAGUACUUGACUCAGCCAAAUCUUUCAGGAACACAUGCUUUCUGUGCUUUUAAUUCGAACAGUGUGGUUGAUUGCUGUGGUCAAACAGAUCCCGAAGGAAAAGAUAGUGGUGGAUUUGAUUAUGCUUCUGGAACUAAAUGUUCUGAAAUUACUCGCUCAUCUCCUCGGAGGAGUGCUCGUGUAAAUAACUCAAGAAGGAAGACUCAGACAAAAACAGCUGCUAAGAAAUGCAGGAAAGCGGCCAAAGGCAUGCUUAACAAACGUGGAAUCAUUGAAAUUUUCUUGAAAACAGCAAGAAGGAAGAGAAGCUGUUUUUGCAAACCAGCUCGUUCUUCUAGUUGGGGACUAUUGGGGAAUAUUGCACGAGUUUUUGAGCAGCUUAAUGGUCUUGGUGCAAAUCAAGUCCAGAAUAAAGCAUCACAGAUAGCAAGUGCUGGCCACAGAAGUGGAAAGCGGAGUAAGAAUCGGGCGGGUGAAUGCUCACGAGGGCCAAUGGUAAAACACUGUGCUUCAACUAGUCGUAUUCGUUUGAAGGUUAAAGUGGGGAAAGAAGCAAGCCAAAAUAGUCUGGAGGUCAUUAUUCCAGAUGCUGUUGAUUCGUUACCUCCUGUUCAUACCAAUGAUUGCCAGCCUGAGACACACUGGGGGACAAGUGCUGAAUUCCCAUUAUUUGCCAAUGGUGUUGAAGAUGAUUUGGGAAAAGAACUGCCCAGGGAUAGGCAUUUUCAGUGUUUGAUUGAUUAUCCAGAUAAAACAAAAGGACAUCCAGAUGCGUCAGUUCUGGAUGUGAAUCUUACAAAAAGGGAUAGAAGGAGCACAGUGAUCCCAGACAGCUCUGCAGGAAAUUCUGGUGGCUGUUGUAAGGGGAUUUCCUCCCAGUUAGAUGUUGAAUCGUUGGGAGGAGCAACUGAUAACAGGUAUUUAGAUCCAGGAACUUCCCCUGAUUCAGAAGUGAUUAACCUAGCUCCAGAUUCCCAAGCUGGUGACAAAGUUCAAGAAUACUUGCAUGAUACCACUCUGAAUUCUUCUGGAGGUUUUGCGGCACAUGGAGAUGUUAGAAGUUCAAAUUUGUCAAAUUUAAGUGGUAAGAAGGGAAAGAAGACAGGUAAGCUUCCCAAAGUGGCUAAGGCUGUUGUAGAGGGCGGAUCACUUCAUCCAGCAAACAAAAGUAAAGUAAGAUCAUCGAAGAAACAUAGACAUCGAGAUAAAAGUGGGGACGCAUCUGGCAAAAGCAGCACAUCAAGCAGUAAAGAAAUUUCUAGGGAAACCUUUCCUUCAUCAGGAAUGACUGAGUUUGGGGUCUGCCACGAGGCUUUGAAACUGGAACAUGAUAUGGAUGCCAGCUUACAUUCCAGCCUAGAUGUCGGAGUUGGGUCAUUUGGAUCACAGUAUUCUAAGAAAUUACUGCCUUCUUGUAAAUCGAAGGGGCACAAAGCUCCAAAAAGUUCAAAAUCUAUUGGAAAGAGCAAAUGUAGGUCAGAAGCCCCUGAUUCAGAGAGGGGGCGAAGAAGAAAUGGUUUUAGACAGAAGGAAAACCAAAGAAAGUCAGAUAAGAAGAAUAAAGUCAAGGAGAAGAAUAUUCCCGAUCAGCUUGUUUGCAGAUCGGAUAGUCGCUCAGAAGCUGGAAAGUACAUAUCAGACAAUCUUGUGAAAACCAGUCCUGGCAACAAAGUUGCAUCUGAAGAUGUAUCCAACCUGGACAUGUUAGCCAAUGGUGUAGGAAGGCGCUGUUUAUCACCGAGGAUUGCUUGGGUGCGUUGUGAUGAUUGUCAUAAAUGGAGAUGUAUACCAGCUACUCUUGCAGAUACCAUUGAAGAGACAAACUGCAUAUGGAUCUGCAAGGAUAACAUGGAUAAAGCCUUUGCUGACUGUUCAAUUCCUCAAGAAAAGUCAAAUGCAGAGAUUAAUGCAGAGUUGGACAUAUCAGAUGCCUCUGGUGAGGAAGAUGCAUGUGGUGCCCAUUUUAAUUCUAAGGGAUUGGAACAUAGGCCCCGAACAGUUUCACAACAGUCAACUUGGACACUUAUCAAGUCUAAUUUGUUUCUGCACCGUAGCUGUAAAACUCAGACUAUUGACGAGAUAAUGGUUUGCCACUGCAAACCACCCACCAAUGGUCGAAAGGGUUGUGGAGAUGCGUGCUUGAAUCGGAUGCUUAACAUUGAAUGUGUUCAGGGGACCUGCCCUUGUGGGGAUCUUUGCUCCAAUCAACAGUUUCAGAAACGCAAGUAUGCGGAAUUGAAGUCUAUCAAGUGUGGAAAGAAGGGUUAUGGUCUGCAGUCACUAGAUAAUAUCUCUCAAGGGCAAUUUCUAAUUGAAUAUGUUGGGGAGGUGCUUGAUUUGCAUACUUAUGAGGAACGACAAAGGGAUUAUGCUUCUAGGGGUCAUAAGCAUUUCUACUUCAUGACAUUGAAUGGCAGUGAGGUAAUCGAUGCAUGUGCAAAAGGGAAUCUGGGGCGUUUCAUUAAUCAUAGCUGUGAUCCUAAUUGCCGUACGGAAAAGUGGAUGGUGAAUGGAGAAGUUUGCAUUGGACUUUUUGCAUUGAGAGAUAUUAAAAAGGGUGAAGAAGUGACAUUUGAUUACAACUACGUAAGGGUGUUCGGUGCAGCUGCAAAAAAAUGUGUAUGUGGUUCAUCUCAAUGUCGGGGCUAUAUAGGUGGUGAUCCUCUUAGCACUGAAGUGAUUGUUCAGGGUGAUUCAGAUGAAGAAUAUCCUGAGCCUGUAAUGGUUUGUGAAGAUGACGAAGUGGGUGGUAGCACCAGCUAUAUAUCAUCUACAGCCUUCUCCUUUGGUGGUGCAGAAAUGCAGACUGCUGAGAUUUUAUUGAAAGACGGGGAUAAAAUGGGCAAACCUGCAACUUCUGUUGCACAACUGGAGGAUUCACAUAUGGAGAAUAGAACAUCUACAGACAAUGUUGUUGAUGGUGCAGAAUUGCAAGCUGCAGAGAUUUUAUUGAAAAGUGUCGAUAACAUUGACAAACAUGCAACUGCCACAGAACUUUUGAGUGUUACCUCAGAAAAUGAAGACUCUAAGAAUACAUCUGCUUCAUGUGUUCACCAGUUACAAACCUCAAUGUUGAUGGAGGACUCGAUGGAAAAACUCAUAUCAGCUGCUCAACCGGUGGAAGUUUCCCCACAGACAGGUGGUGUCGCAAGCAAAUCAAUAUUUGGUGUUCAAGAAAAUGUUUCAAUGGAAGAGGAAUCCUUGAAGAAACACUUACCCUCUAUCCAAAAAUUAGACACUUGUACCCCUGGAAAAAUGCCUAGAAAAUUGUUGCCUGAUUCUGUUGAUGUUGAUCUGAAGUGUAAAUCUGACAAAGUUGACGAGAAGCCAGUUAUUUCAAAAUCAAAUCCUCUCAUGAAAACUGCUCGUUCAUCUAGUUCAGUUAAAAAGGGAAAAUCUGCUCAUAAUGUAUUCAACGCCAACAAACCCCAGCCCGCCAAUAAAUCGCAGGUGGUGUCUAACAAAGUGAAAAGGUCAUUAGAAGGUUCUGCUAAUGCCCGUUUUGAAGGAGUCGAGGAAAAACUCAAUGAUCUGCUAGAUGCCGAUGGGGGAAUAAGCAAGAGAAAAGAUUCCCCAAGAGGCUACUUGAAGCUUUUGCUUCUCACUGCCGCUUCAGGCGAUAGGGGCAAUGGUGAAGCAAUUCAGAGUACCCGAGAUCUAUCAAUGAUUCUUGAUGCGUUGCUAAAAACAAAAUCAAGAGUGGUUUUGGUUGAUAUAAUUAACAAAAAUGGUUUACGAAUGCUACACAACAUAAUGAAGCAGUAUCGGAGGGACUUUUACAAGACUCCAAUUCUUCGUAAACUUCUUAAGGUCUUAGAGUACCUGGCAGUGAGGGAGAUACUUACCUCAGAGCACAUUAAUGGAGGCCCUCCAUGUCCUGGAAUGGAGAGCUUUAGGGAGUCGAUAUUGGCAUUGACAGAGCACGCUGACAAACAGGUUCAUCAAAUUGCCCGAAGCUUCCGAGAUAGGUGGAUUCCUUGGAACUUGAGAAAAGUUGGUUGCAUGGACAAAGAUGAUUGCAGGAUGGAGCUUCAUAAGGGUUUAAACUGCAAUAAGAAUUCAGCAUCAGAUAAUUAUUGGCGUGACCAGGCUGUAAGACCUACAGAAGCCAUAGAUUGUGUGAAGCAGUCAUCACUAACAGCAGCUACAGUUGUAGCUGGUAAUCAGGAGGGGGUUUCUGCACCUUGUGUUGGGAAUUGCCCAACGAAUGGGACAAAAACUCGGAAGCGUAAAAGCCGAUGGGAUCAGCCAGAAGAGUCAAAUUCAUACUCAAGUUCUCAGCACAAGGAGCAGAAAAUUGAGCCUAGUUUGCCACAUAAGUUGGUGUCAGAUAAUCAACCUGAUAUGCUUGAAUCAAAUUUACAAUCUGAGUCUCUUGGCAGUCGUUCUAUGCAAGAUGAUGCUAGUAGGGUAGAUAAUGGAGGUAGGAGCUUCAAUGAUGAUUUUCCUCCUGGGUUUUCUUCUCCACUAAACAGACCAGUGGAUCCAUAUAAAGCCUCUUCAGCUGCCACUAGUCUGCCUUCACAGAAUGUUAGAGAUUCAAAGUGUUCUUUUGAAGUUGCCACUGGGCAGUCCCCACACAGAUUCAAUUCUCGUUUGCCUGUCUCAUAUGGAAUUCCAUUGUCUACCAUGCAGCAGUUUGGAACUCCUUUUGCAGAAACUGUUGAGAGUUGGGUCAAUGCUCCAGGCAUUCCUUUCCAUCCUUUCCCGCCAUUACCCCCAGUGCCCCGUAAUAGGAGAGACACUCCACCACUUUGUACUGUUGAACCAAUGGCAAAUUGUUCUUCCGAAGAAGUACGGGGCCAGCAGGGUCUUACGACAAACCAUGCUGAUCAAAGCACUCCAAGCACGUCCAGUUCAAGCCCACCAGGCGUAGAUGUCGAUGGGAAUUGCCGACGUGCAUGUAAACGAGUUAGGAACUCCUCAUUUGAUUUGGGAAGGAGGUAUUUCAGACAGCGAAAGUUGAAUAAUUCUAAAUUAGGUCCCCGUUGGCCUAGGAAAAGGAAUGGUUGGGGAUUUAUGGGAAACAACUCAAUGAAUGAAAUGUGCAACAUUGCCAUGGGAAAUGCUGCAGGUGAUCACAGAAGUGUGUAUUCUUCAGAGGAUGUAAGCAAUAGAAUAGAGAAUGGCAGUAAUAUUUUUUAUUUGCACCAACAGCAACAAACUCAGCAUUGAUUUAUAGGAAAAACUGAAAGGAGCCAAUAGAUUUUCAUCUAUACUCCCUUUAAAUGUACUCUCAAUUCUUUGUUACCUGGGAUUUAAUUUUAGUGGAAAUCACAUUCGAUUUCAGAAUUCCA
Messenger RNA from Malania oleifera, 6809 nucleotides. RefSeq names its product histone-lysine N-methyltransferase ASHH2. Gene Ontology annotation, cellular component: chromatin; nucleus. The record is from RefSeq and is a predicted model, not a curated record. Lineage: Eukaryota; Viridiplantae; Streptophyta; Magnoliopsida; Santalales; Ximeniaceae. Bases 361 to 6687 code for a protein of 2108 amino acids. Gene Ontology annotation, molecular function: protein binding; zinc ion binding; histone H3K36 methyltransferase activity. Gene Ontology annotation, biological process: regulation of DNA-templated transcription. The transcript is spliced from 19 exons.